AUGGAGGGCAAGUCUGUAGAUGGAGACCUGGAGGGACAUGGAGGGCAAGUCUUUUUUAAGAGUAAAAACAUCUAUCUUGAUCUUUUUUGCAUCAGGUUGGACAGGAAGUGGCUUCUCUGGCACGACUUCAUGAAGGAACACGCUCACCUGGACGCUUGGCUGCGAUUGGCCGAGCAGGCCGUGGCCUCCCCAAGCCCCGCCCACUUCACCUACACCACAGCCAAGGAGGAGCUGAGGAGGUUUGAGAGGCUUCGAAGUGAAGCCGGAUCUCGACUCGUCCAGUUGGACAGUUUGACCCGAAGUAACCGAACUUUAACUCGGAUGUUUGACGGAGUCAUGAGGACUCGUCUGCUGAGUUCAGCCGGAGAAUGUGGACGGAGAUGGGACGACGUGAACCAGAAGCUGGAGUCCAUCACGGCUGGACUGAAGCUGUUAGUUUCAGAGUGGGAGGAGUUUGAAGCUCAGGGGGCGGAGCUUACACUCUGGUUGGCCGACAUGGACGUCCGUCUGACUGAGGUGGACCACCUGACAGGAAGUUCCUGUGAAAAGCUGCGACAACUGCAGCUCCAGCAGUGUGUGUGCGUGAACUCCGCUCGUGUCGGUGCUCUGCUGAGUCGUGGGGAGGAUCUAAUCCAACGAAGCUCCGCCUCCGGCCAGCAGGUGGAGCUCCGCCUCCUGGAGCUGCUGAGACGCUGCAGCAACGUUUACAACAACAUCGCAAGAACACACACACGACUGUUGAGCAUGAGACUGGUGUUUGAGGACGACUGGAUUCUGUCUCAGGCUACAGACUCUGGUUGUCCGUCAGAAAAUCCACCAGAAGAAGAGGAAGUGGUUGACAAACAUCUCCUGGACCUCCCUGCAACUUCAACACAUCCUAAAGACCCUCCGUCCUCUCCUACCCAUGAGCACCUGGGGCUGGAGUGGGACCCCUCGGUGGACGUGGGCCGCUCCGUUUCCCGUGACGACGCCGAUUCGUCGUACUUCAGCGCCUGUACAGGUCGUUGCCGCGGAGACGGCCUGAAGAGGCGGAGCUACCUCAGCUGCUCCGACUCUCGUUCUGACAUCAGCAAUGACGUCACAAAUCAGGAAGUGGAGCUGGGUUGGGAGAGUUGGCCCGACCACUCCCGUUCAUUCUCACCUGUCGCCACCGGAAAGGACCAAUGGACGACCUCGACUCCCGACAGGCAGAGCAGCGAGCCAAUCUGCUUCGAUGGAGGCCGAGUGAAGGCGUGGCUUAGAGUCCAGAGCUCCGCCCCCUCAGGACGUCCUUCCUGUUCUAAAGCUGUGCAGACCAAAGAGGAGAAGGUGGAGUGUUUCCUGGACGGAAGUUACCUCGACAACCAGCUCAAUCCCCAACGCUGCCAUGACAACACACAGGUGCUCUUUCCUGACCCCGCCCCUUUCCUGUCACAUGACCCGAGAGUCAAAGCCUCCUCUGAUUGGUCAGUCGUUCAGGCCGAAGAAGAACCGUCCUGCUGGGAAGAAACCGAACAAAGGAGGCCCCGGUCCUCCUGGUUCCAUCCGGCCCUCCUCUCCGUCCUCCUGGUCCUGCUGGCCAGUCUGAUCUGGAUCCUCCUGAAUCCUCCGUGUCACCGUAGCAACCGGAUGCAGCGCAGCUUCCACCUGAUGCUGAGAUACGUCAACGGGCCGCCGCCGACCUGAAACCGACCAGAGUCAGAACCGCUAAAGUCCGACUCAAACAGCAGAAUCUGACAUAAAUCUGCAGGAUUAUAAAGUUUCUAGAUUUAAUUUCCAUCUCCGUCCACGUCGCCAACAACAAAAUAAGCUCAAGUUAAAAAAUUAAACUCAGGAUCAGGAUUGCUUUACAGCAACUCCUGUUUAAAUGCCUGCUUUUUUCAAUUCUAAUGACUAAAAAGCACCAAAAGUACUUUUUUUUUUUUUUUUUUAAAGAAGAAAGGAGUAUUUUUCAAGUAAAUUCAGACAGUUGUGAGUUUUUCUACUGUUUGUCACUUUUCAGAUUCCUGUAGCAGCAUCAAAACAAAACAACUUUAUUUUCUGUUAGAUAACGCUGAAAAAAUCUCAUGUUCGUAUUUCUUAAAAAAUCUGCAGGAUUAUAAAGUUUCCAGAUCUAAUUUCCAUCUCUAUCCACAUCGCCAACAACAAAAUAAGCUCACGUUUAAAAAAAUAAGCCUGUUUAGAUGCCUGCUAAUGACAAAAAAAUCCAUUUUUAAGAAGAAAGGAGUGCUUUUCAAGUACAUUCAGA
Acanthochromis polyacanthus (spiny chromis) is the source of this 2227-nucleotide messenger RNA. RefSeq lists its product as uncharacterized. The record is from RefSeq and is a predicted model, not a curated record. Gene Ontology annotation, cellular component: membrane; meiotic nuclear membrane microtubule tethering complex; nuclear envelope. The transcript has 12 exons. Lineage: Eukaryota; Metazoa; Chordata; Actinopteri; Pomacentridae. Bases 1 to 1665 code for a protein of 554 amino acids.